UUCAUGCAAUAUCACAAUCAGUUUGUGUAAAUACAUGUUUAACCGAUAACAAGACGAAGAUAAACGAUUACUUUUGUUACGGUUACAAGUGCAGAUGUGAUUUAAGUAAAAUUGUUUUACUAAUCCCUUAAAAGUGAGGAUAAAGAAUGAGCAGACCAACGUUAGAUGCCAUUAUAGAUGAGGCGGACUUGUUCGUCGACUUCUUAGAUGAGAUGGAGUUUCCUGAUGUAAUCAAAAGAGAUGAUCUCAGAGAGUUAUACAAUACAGAAUUUACAAAAUUCAGGAAGCGUAACUGUGACAAUUACGUAAAGAUAAAUUUUGGCAAUAUUGCCAAAGAGCUGAAAGACCGGAAGGCCAUGCAUGAGCUCGGAGACUACUAUUCAUUUGAAGGUAUUCAGAGCUUGUUCGAGGAAUUGUUAGUUUCGAAAGAACACGAGAAAACCAUGCAAGAAUGGCAAGCUCAAUCUAAACAGAAUCCCUGCUUCUGCCAAUUUUGCGGAGUAGACUGCCAAAAUAUGAAAAACUAUAAACACCACAAGACUGGGGCUCGUCACAGGAUUCACAAGUUUUUCCAUGAAAUUUACACGCACAGAGAUGGUUCAUCUAAUCCCAGUGGAAUAGAAAUACAGUCUGAACCGCCCGUGAAUGAUAAAGGCUUCAUUGAAAACACGUGCAAACCUGACGAAGAAACAUCAAUGACACUGUCUGUUAAGAACACAAGCAAGAACGUUACUCAGAUAUUGAGAAGACAUUUACUAUUAUGGGACACAAGGGUUUUUACACUCAUGCAGAAGUAUAGACGUUUACCUGUGAAACCCAAUCGUCACAUACAACGUGGUGAAAGUUAUGAUCUCCUGGUAACGUGCAGAGCGCCAUUAGAUUAUGGCCACCAUUUCGUGCCAAUGGCUUUCUACUUUGAUGCAAAAGAUCGCCAUCACAACUUGAUUAAAACAGACGAACAGGAAAGUGUAGUUAGAUAUGUUUCUGUACAUGUUAUUGGAGAACAGCAUGACGAGCUGGCCCCUACUACACCGUACACGAAUCCUGAACUGAUAACUGAAGAUGACAAUAUCACAAAAUUUCCGGGUGAGCCUGUACCAGAGUCUGGAAAAAGCAUUUUGGCAAAGGAAUAUAAGCUUACACCUUAUAGACGACCUAAAAAGCUCAAGACAGACUUUGGACAAGGGGUUAGUCCUAAGAAUUACAGAGUAAAGUUUGAUCAUCUGCUAUGGCAUGAGGAAGAACAGAUGGAAGAAGAUAUUAAGAGAUACGAUAUGUUUGAAGUUGAAAUGGGAUUGGGACAUACAGGGCUGAUGGUAUUAGAGGUACCAGGGCUUUUGGAAAAACGGCCUUCCGUUAUGAAAGGAGAUUCCGUGAACAUAUAUCGGCAUAAAAAUCGGUCAGUCCGAUACAAAGCCUUUGUACACAAAGUAGAAUGCAGUCAUGUGCAUUUAGGAGUCGGAGAACGAUUACGUGACAUGUGGGUAUCUGGAAUGAAAUUUGACAUUAGUUUCAAAUUUUCAAAAGUGAAUUUAUGGAAACAACAUCGGGCAUUGUCUGACUUUGGAUAUGCAGAAAAUAUCUUGUUUCCCUCACAAGAGGUACGACGAGAUGAGACAGUUCAGAUGAAACCAUGGUUUUAUAAACACCUAAAUCCUGAACAACAGACGGCAGUGACCAACAUUGUGCAGGGUACCAGCCGACCUGGUCCAUACCUGAUCUUUGGACCGCCGGGCACUGGCAAGACGGUUACUGUUACAGAAGCCAUUAGACAGGUCUACUAUUGCAAGAGAGAUGCAAAAAUUCUUGUGUGUUGUCCCGAAAAUGCAGCCGCAGAUUUUGUUAUGAGGAAUUUGAUCAACACCAAUCAGGCUGGAACUGUAAAUAUGGCAGAUAUCUAUAGACUGUAUGCUGUUUCUAGAGAUAUCAUAACCGUCCCAGCAUCAAUAAAGGAUUCCAAAAGGCUUAAUUACGACGAAUUUGAAGGAGAGUUUUUCUACCCUGCCAAAGUGGAAUUGAAGAGAUACAAAAUCUUGAUAGUGACAUUGAGCACAGCUGGAAGGCUUGUGUCAGCAGCAUUCCCUAGAAACCAUUUUACCCAUAUCUUUAUUGAUGAAGGAGCUCAUGCUACAGAACCAGAAUGUAUUGUGCCAAUAACAGGACUUCUGGACUCGCGCUCAGAAACGUGUGGUCAGCUCAUCAUUGCUGGAGAUCCAAAACAGCUUGGGCCAAUUCUAAGAUCGGAAACUGCAUUAAAGUUUGGUCUUGAUCAAUCCAUCUUGGAGCGUUUUAUAAACAACGUAGACGGAUAUAUGAAGACAGAUUCCAAGUACAAUCAAUAUUAUAUUACAAAGUUUAUCCGGAAUUAUCGUUCACACGAGGCAAUCAUUCAUGUUCCUAGAGAAUUAUUUUAUGACAAAGAACUGGAAUGUCAUGGAGACCCAAUGAUUCUGAAUUGUAUGACUGGCUGGGAACACUUACCAAACAAACACUUUCCUGUCAUAUUUCACUCCGUAUUUGGGAAAAGUGAGAGAGAGGAAACAAGUCCUUCCUUCUUUAACAGGGAUGAGAUUUCCCAGGUUGAGAAGUAUCUGAACAUGUUGUUGAAAGAGAAAAAGGGAGGAGUAAGAAUAAAACCGUCAGAUAUAGGUGUCAUAUCACCAUACAGAAAACAGGUUGAAAAACUUCGUAAGAUGAUAGGAAAAAAUAAUUAUGGAAAGAAAGGUGAAAUAACGUUAGGACCAGUUGAAGAAUUUCAAGGCCAAGAAUUCAAGGUCAUCAUCAUAUCUACUGUGAGAACUAAAGAUGACUUUCUUAAAAAGGAACUGCAACAAAAAGAGUUGGGAUUUCUCAGAAAUCCAAAGCGUUUUAACGUGGCUAUAACCAGAGCUAAAGCACUGCUGAUUGUGAUAGGCAAUCCUCUGGUACUGGAGAUGGAUAUACACUGGAAAAAAUUCAUAGACUACUGUGAUUCUAACGGAGGAUUUAGAGGACAAUGUGGGAAGCUCAGCCCUGGCAGAGACAAUUCGGGUUGCAGCGAUGACAUAUCCAUAGGGAAAGCCAGUAUGAGAAUGCUUACAGAAGAUCCAGCGUGGGUUGCAAGAGACUGAAGCAGAGUAAAGCGUAACAGAGCACAUACAAAUAUCAUCAUGCAUAUGGGAUGCUAGUACAUUAAUGUCAUCUGCAGAUAAAGAGAGCUGAGACAAAUACCAGAUAUCCAUUCAUUGUCAAAGAAAGAGCCACAAGCCACGUUCAGAGAAGAAAUCAAAUAGGCCUAAUGACAUUGGGGCAUAGAAAUUGUCUUUGUAAACGACAUCGAGUAUCAAACAUGCGUCUAUAGAAAACUACCUUUGCAUUAAAUAGAUAAAAUCUUCAUUAACUAUAUUCUGUAGAGCAAGAAAUAUUCACUGAAUGGAAGAUCGGUUGUUCUACCCAGGUGCAAGCCCAUGCCUGGAGGUCACCUGGAGGUCUUCCUCCACCAUCAAAAGUCGCCAUAUGAUUUACAUCAUUUCGAUAUAUCCCUUAACGCAACAAAGCUCAUGUGUUUUUAAGAAAUGAAAUUUUGUUUUUGAUGUCCAUGCGAAAUGAUCGACAGAAUAGGAUUGGCAAAUCCCUGAAUCACGCUAGAGAUUCAUGUUUAAUUUGGCGAUCCUGUUUUGUCGUUCAUUUCACAUGAACGCCGAAAAAAGAUUCGUUUCUUAUAUUGACAUUACAUUUUUCCAUUUGUAAACAAGAUAAUAAUAGAAAUUGCACACACUGUAGUAUUUAACAUUACAUUCAGCUUUCCAGUCAUUCGGAACAACUGCGACGUCAUCUAAGUAAUGUUCUCCCUGACUAAUAUACGCGCGCGUCGUCAAAACAGCGGCCUGUUCUCGCUAAGCAUCAUUGAUAUAACUUUGGCACCUUUUCUUUUGAUGUUCAUACAAAAUGAACGUCAUUAUUUUUAAUGGAAAGGAAUAGGGCGAAUAUACAUACGUAGAUCUAUGUAUCUUUAAAUGUUUGUAGUCCAGUUUGGGUGGCGAAUUAAAGCAAUUAUUGUUACUAUAUAGAAUGCCCAGAAUAUCAAAUUUAGUGUUAUGUUGAAAGAGUGUCUUGAAAGCAAGAUUUCAACGGUUUGCAUAUUAUCUAGUGAUUUUUUUCUUUCUAUUUUGUAUUGUUGUUACAUUGUCCGAGAUUGACCGGUAGAUAAAACCAAUGUGUAAGUUGUCAAAAUCGACAAUCUAUCUCAUUUUGACGUGAAUAUUUACGUUUCUUAUGCUUUGUCGGACAAACAAUCUUACAUCGUUAAAACAUUAGUUAUGCCAUUUCAUAUGCCAUGGUAUUAUAUAUGAGCCGUGCCAUGAGAAAACUAACAUAGUGGU
Mercenaria mercenaria is the source of this 4361-nucleotide messenger RNA. Its product is annotated as putative helicase MOV-10. The record is from RefSeq and is a predicted model, not a curated record. NCBI's taxonomy places the organism in Eukaryota, Metazoa, Mollusca, Bivalvia, Venerida, Veneridae. Bases 147 to 3110 code for a protein of 987 amino acids. Gene Ontology annotation, molecular function: 5'-3' RNA helicase activity; RNA binding. The transcript has 19 exons.